AUGGCCCCCUCCGUUACAUCUCUCGCCCUCGCGGCUCUGGCCUUCGUCGGCGACGUCAGGGCUACCAAGUACACCCUCGAGGACACGUACAACCAUCUGAACUUCUUUGACAAGUUCAACUUCUUCGAGAGCCGAUAUGGUACUGGUGAUUAUAACGAUGUGGACCCUACUUGGGGCUACAUCAAUUACCGCAACCGGGCAGAUGCAGAGGCUCUGGGCCUCAUCGCGACCGUUGGUGAGGAAGUCUAUUUGGGCGUCGACCACAUGAGCAUCACAGAGUAUCCCGGUAUGGGCCGCAGCAGUGUGAGGGUGGAGAGCAAGGCCACAUACAAUAAGGGGCUCUUCAUUGCCCGUCUGCGGUACAUGGCCUGCCUUACUGUCAACACACCCGUCAUCCACACCGGCCGCGCAUCGGAGAACGGGACAUGCUAUCUGGGCAACGAGGGCCAGACCUCGACAGUGACCCACGCCAACUGCGACAACUUCGGCGGUCUCUGGGACAACCAUGGCUGCACCACCGAAGCAACCCAGGCCGACCCCUGGGGAUCGUCCAACGGCGGCGUCUACGCGCUCUGGGGCACCCCCUCCGUCCUCGUCGCCAACGACCUCUGCAACAUCGACGGCCACUUCGCCGACCAGAGGCUCAGUCUCAACAUCAACUUCUGCGGCGCCGCUGGCCUGAGCCACAUCUGGGGCGAGAGCUGCAGUGGCAAGACCCAGGAAGAGGUGUGCAGCAACUACGUCGCUAACAACCCGUACGAUUUCGCGGACGUUUACUGGCUGAUUCAGGACAUUCGCGUCUUUGCCCAAGCUCCUCCGGCAGAGCCUAGCUCCUCCAGCGCCGUUCCGUCUUCCGCGUUCCCCUCCAGCGACAUUUCCUCCUCGAUCGUCUCCUCCAGCGAUGUUCCCGUCUCUGCCAUCCCCAGCAGCUCGGAGCCUCCCAUCGUGAUGCCUUCCCCCACCUUCCCCCCCAGCAAUGUUUCCGUCUCUGCAACUGAGACCUCGGCCCCAGCCAGCGAGAUUACCGUCGACGUCCCGAGCUCCUCCAAGGUGCCGACCCUGACGUUCCCGACUUUCCACUUCACCAACAGCUCGGCUCCUGAGCCGCCCGCGACCUCGAACGUGGUGCCCGCGCCGACCACCACUCCGGAUGUCGUUUUGCCACCGACUACUCGCUUCAUCCCCUCGACCGUCUACACCACCCGCAUCAUCACCGUGACCAGCUGCCCCCCCACGGUCCCCGACUGCCCCGGCACCGGCCCUGGAAACCCGGGUUAUGUCGUGACCGAGACGGUCCCGCUCUACACCACCGUCUGCCCCGUCGUCGUGUCCACCCGGACCAUCAAGCGCAUCCACUCCGUCACCUCUUGCCCCCCUUCGGUCCCCACGACCGCUUGUCCUUAUGGAAGCAUCACGACUGAGACCCUCACAACGACCAUCACUCGCGUCCUUGAUGGUGGUCUUCCCGUCCCCACUACCGUCGAUACCGUCUCUAUCCCCUCGCCUUCCGCGCUUGCGGGCCAUGACGACCACGACGACCAUGAGGGUGACAAGGGCGAGCACCCAGUUGACGGUGAGCGCCCGGAUGAGGGGGACCAUGGCGAUGUAGGUCACGGUCCUACCACGACCGUGUACAGCGAGGAGACCGCCACCAUCAUCCCCGUCCCCGUCGAUACUCCUGGACCUGCGCCUCCUCACAACAACUUCACCGUCCCUUCGAUUCCCGCACCUGGUGGUGCCGUAGAAUCCGGCCUUCCCGAGUUUAGCGGCGCUGUUCGUCAAGGCGCCAGUUUCGGUGCCGGCUUCGCAUUGCUCUUCGUCGCCGGCCUUCUUCUGUAA
Sodiomyces alkalinus F11 is the source of this 1839-nucleotide messenger RNA. RefSeq lists its product as hypothetical. Lineage: Eukaryota; Fungi; Ascomycota; Sordariomycetes; Glomerellales; Plectosphaerellaceae. The transcript is spliced from 3 exons. Bases 1 to 1839 code for a protein of 612 amino acids. The record is from RefSeq and is a predicted model, not a curated record.